Messenger RNA from Pungitius pungitius (ninespine stickleback), 2591 nucleotides. Its product is annotated as G2/M phase-specific E3 ubiquitin-protein ligase. Gene Ontology annotation, molecular function: ubiquitin-protein transferase activity. NCBI's taxonomy places the organism in Eukaryota, Metazoa, Chordata, Actinopteri, Perciformes, Gasterosteidae. The coding region runs from base 302 to 2092 and encodes 596 amino acids. Gene Ontology annotation, biological process: protein polyubiquitination. The transcript has 9 exons. The record is from RefSeq and is a predicted model, not a curated record.
AGCAGCUCUCUUUCCGUCCCGGCAGCGUAGCGGCGUAACGCUGUCCGCUGCGGGUCCAGUCGGGAGGGACUGUGCGCCCCGCUAUCAAGCGCAACAGCACUUCGGCACGUGGACAUCUAAAGGCACGAGGAGAAAAAGAGCUCGGUCACAGCAGCAUGACCAUUUCAACAAGGACGUAAUAUUACUUCCCAAUCCAUCAUGGGGAAUAGUGUGCAGACAAGGUACAAAAUUACGUUUACACAAACAUGGGCACAUCCUCAGUGCCUUUGAAUUCCAGAAGGCCUGGGACCAACAGACUGUUAUGGAACGCAUCAGAGAUAGUUUUGGUGAGCACAUUCCAGAGGAUGUCAGCCUCCAGUUUCUAAUGGCUUGUGGCAAUAAGCUGGUGUCCCCGAAACUCCAGGAGGGCCAGGAGCUGAAUGGGAUGCUAAUCCAUAAGGUUUUUAAAACCAAAGGCCUGUAUGUGAGACCAUCAAGGAUCCUUUUAACUGACUCCGACGAAGAAAAUGAAUGUUCCCACAUCACUACCAGAUCAACAUUAAGCAGUUGUGUAACAGUCAAGGAUGAUGACUGUUUGGAAGUUGAUGGUCCACAAAUCUACACUGGCAGACCUAGCACCACCAACGUUGCUACAAGUGAUGGAGGAAUGAGAAGUAAGGAUGACCCUACUAGCAGUCAUGAUGGAGAUGGCAACCCUGGCACUAGCAGUGGUGAUGAACAUGGCUAUGGCAUCAAACACGCCAACAGCAGUGUUGUUGAAAGGCCUACAGCAAUGCAAGGAAGUGGCACUAGUGGCCACGAUGGAGGUUGCCUUGCAAGAAAUUAUGGCAACCCUGGCACAAGCAGUCAUAAUGAAGACUACUCUUCAUAUUUAACACUUAUGGCUGCUCUUCCUGAUGACUAUUCAGAUGAUGAGGAAUUAAACCAAGCUAUAAUUGCCAGUAUGGAGAGUCAAACUGCAGAAAACGCCCCGGUUCAAGAGAUACUGCUGGAACUCUCAAGCAAAAUAAGCACAAAACAACAAUGCAAAUUUAAUAUAAAUCGCUCUGCUGUCUGGGACGGAGCUGUGAGAGGAUUCCAAAGGGUGUCCUAUGACCCCAACUUGAUGAUCACUGUAAAAUUCUCAGAUGACAUGGGGAGAAACGAGGAAGGGAUUGAUUUAGGAGGGCCAAGGAGAGAAUUCUUGAGGCUGCUGAUGGAGACCAUGGCCAGGUCACCCAUGUUUGAAGGAAAUGAAAACAGCAAGAACUUUGCUCUUGACAGUGCUGCUCUAAGAGAGGACCGGUACUACACAGCUGGCAGAGCCAUUGCUGUAAGCUUGGUACAUGGCGGUCCGCCACCAAACUUCCUCUCACCAACAGUAUAUUCUCUUCUGGUUAAUGGUUCAGCAAAACCAGUGCUAGAAGACAUAGCUGACAUGGAACUUUUGGAAAAAGUCAAAAAGGUAUCUGAAAGUACUACCCUUGAGGAACUUGAGAUGUCAAAGGCCCCGCUGCUUGACUACUUGGCCAAUGCAGGAUGUCUGAGGCCGAUGCAAUCAAUAAGAGACAGGGACUUGCUGGUAGAUGACAUUGUCAUGUUCCAGGUCAUCCACAGGGUUCAUGGUCCAUUUCAAAGAUUCUGUGAAGGACUGAAAACACUUGGGGUUCUGGAGAAAAUCCAAAGGCAUCCAGAAAGCUUUCGCCCCCUGUUCUGCUAUGAGCCAAGCCCACUGACUGCUGACCAGGUGGAUGAUAUCUUCAGCAUUUGGCUGUCUCCAGAAGGGAGCAACAAGAGAGCUGCUGAGGAGAUAGUUGUUCCCUUCUGGAGAGACUAUCUCCAGGAUGCAGAGGAGGAAGAAGGGCCAUCCAAAUUACAGAAAAUAUUGUCCUUUGCAACUGGAGCAUCUGUUUUACCACCUAUUGGGUUUUCUCCAACUCCCUCCGUCCAGUUCAUUCAUAAAGAAGAUGACGACUUCUCCUCUACACCAAUGUUCCCUAUGGCCAACACAUGUGUGAACUGCAUAAAGUUGCCACUACAUGUGUCAUACCAACUGUUCAAGGAGAAGUUUGACUUUGCAUUGGGAAACACAUAUGGCUUUGGCAGGGCAUAAACAUAUGCUCUAUAAAAAAAACAAAAGAAAGUCAACCGUUGCAUUUCAGAAUGCCCACUUCCCUUUAAAUGAUAUUGCCUUUGGCAGUUAAGUUUUCAAGUUUUAAAGAAAUUUGAGUCAUGGUGUAUUUUAUAUUUCCACUGCAAUUCAACUGACUCAGGUAACGUUUGAGACAAAUGUUCACCUUUGUGUCUCGUAUUCAUACUGUUUCAUACCAACUGUUGAAGGUAAUACAAUUAGAAUUUAGGCCAUUAGGCGUGAACAUAGUAUCAUGCGCUGUCCCAUGUUAUGUGUCUCUUGUAUGUCUCUCUUCGCAUGUCUGUCUGUUUGUCCCCCAUUUGUCUCUUAUCUGUCCGUCUCUUAUAUGUUUUUCCCUCUCCCUGUCUCCGUCUCCGCUUGUCUCGUUUUUGUUCAUUUGGUUUUAAUAAAACAAUAUUGAAACUUUAACAUAACUGUCUUGUAAUUCACUGAGAAAACUGCACAAAUCAAGUAAACAAAA